This is a messenger RNA of Cylas formicarius (sweet potato weevil), 542 nucleotides long. RefSeq lists its product as uncharacterized. The record is from RefSeq and is a predicted model, not a curated record. Bases 38 to 487 code for a protein of 149 amino acids. Gene Ontology annotation, molecular function: odorant binding. Lineage: Eukaryota; Metazoa; Arthropoda; Insecta; Coleoptera; Brentidae. The transcript is spliced from 2 exons.
CUUUUUCUUUUAUAUAAGCGCAGUAUCCUAUUUUGGUAUGUAUUUUGCGUUAUACGAUUUCAAUUGCAAGAAAAUGAAAGUCGCAAUCUUGGUUUGCACUGCGUUAUUUGCCUACGUUUUGGCGGCGCCCCAAUAUACGGAGGAGUAUUUCAAAGUGCACCAAGAAUGUCAGGAAGAUGUACAUUACUUCAUCGCUAACAUGACGGUAUUCCAAGAACUCGAGUUCGAAAAGAAGAAACCUGAAGAUGUCGAGCUUCCGGUCAACUUCAACGAUCACCUGUACUGCAUGUACGUCAAGCUUUUCAUUCUCACCAACAAAGGAACAAUUGACGAGGCAGUCGCCGCGGACAAACUCAAAACUUUCUUCCCCGAAAAUGCAAACACCCAACAGAUAGUCGCGGACUGCAGUCAGGCGACCGCAAACGCCGUAAACUCAACCAUCGUGGCUUCGUCGUUUUACUUUUGUCUCUUAGACUACUUUGCUUGAUAAAUCUAAAGGUAUUGUCUUGGGAUUAUUCGAGGACAGAGAAAUAAAUUACUUU